This is a messenger RNA of Miniopterus natalensis, 2933 nucleotides long. The record is from RefSeq and is a predicted model, not a curated record. NCBI's taxonomy places the organism in Eukaryota, Metazoa, Chordata, Mammalia, Chiroptera, Miniopteridae.
UGACCCAGGACCAAACCCACAACCCAGGCAUGUGCCCUGACUGGGAAUCGAACCCCCCACCACUUUUCAGUGCACCGGAUGAAGCUUAAACCAACUGAGCCACACAGGCCAGGGCCCUUGUUCCACUUUAAAGGCAGUGACAGGGCUGCUCACUGUGCAUUGUGUCUGUAGAGUUAAGGAUGAGAUGGGGUCUGCUCAGAAAGGACGGGUCUUGCUCCAUGGGGGGUUGAACGGGUAAUCUUGUUUUUAAGUCAAGCUUCAUUUUUGUCAUUCUUCAACCAAACUUUGCACCCACUGCCUGUCCCAACCUGGUUGGGUACAGAGGCUAUUCAAGUGAGAAAAGCCCCUUAGGAGUUCUGGUCCUUUGCUGGCCCCAGUCCUUACCCUAGUGCCCUCAAAGCUCUGGGGCCUCAGAUGCCAGGGUGGGUGUGGCAGGUAGAGAGCCGAUGGGAACUGAGCUCUAAGAAGGGGACAUUGUUUUUCAAAGUCUUUUCCAUGUCAGAUCCUGGGACUUAACUGUCCCUUCCAAGGGCAGGUAGUCAUGGUGUUGGAGGAGGUGGACAGUAAGGAAGACCUGGGUAGGUGGCUGGUUGUAGUGGAAGUGGAGGCUUGUGACCUGAGGGCUGUGACUUGUGGCCUUGGAGGCCGGCCACAGAGAGCUGCAGGUCAGCAUGCAGCCUAGUGGGCAGGCUGUGGGGUCUGCCAUCAUUCAUUAACACUGUGCUUCUUGCAGCCCUCUCUGCUUUGGGCCCCUGCUCCCAGCCUUAGGGAUGACAGCGAUUCUGGCCUCUCUGACAGCAAGGAGAGUAUAUUCUCAGGCCUGGAAGAUUCCGGCAGUGACAGCAGUGAGGACUCCACUGAGGGACAUGAUGGGGCCAGCAGUGGUGAGGGCCACGUCAGUACAGAGAAGAUCACCGGGCAGCAGGCUGUCAGGACCCCGUCCUCCCCCCCAGGGAUGGAGGCGGCGAGAGCACGGGGCAGCGAUGAGUACGCAGAAGACAGUUCUGACGAGGAGGAUGUACGGAACACGGUGGGCAACGUGCCCCUGCAGUGGUACGAUGACUUCCCGCAUGUGGGCUACGACCUGGAUGGCAGGCGCAUCUAUAAGCCAGUGCGAACCCCAGAUGAGCUGGACCAGUUUUUGGACAAAAUGGAUGACCCUGAUUAUUGGCGCACAGUGCAGGACCGGAUGACGGGGCACGAUGUGCGACUGACAGAUGAGCAGGUGGCCCUGGUGCAGCGGCUGCAGAGGGGCCAGUUUGGGGACAUGAGCUUUGACCCGUAUGAGCCUGCUGUGGAUUUCUUCAGUGGAGACCUCAUGAUCCACCCCGUGACCAACCGCCCUGCCGACAAGCGCAGCUUCAUCCCGUCCCUGGUGGAGAAGGAGAAGGUCUCUCGCAUGGUGCAUGCUAUCAAGAUGGGCUGGAUCCAGCCUCGCCGCCCCCGGGACCCUACCCCAAACUUCUAUGACCUGUGGGCCCAGGAGGACCCCAGUGCUGUGCUGGGACGUCACAAGAUGCAUGUGCCUGCCCCCAAGCUGGCCCUGCCUGGCCAUGCGGAGUCCUACAACCCACCCCCUGAGUACCUGCCGAGCGAGGAGGAGNNNCUGGUGUGGCAGCAGCAGGAGCCCAGUGAACGAAAGCUCAGCUUCCUACCACACAAGUUUCCGAGCCUUCGGGCUGUGCCUGCCUAUGGACGCUUCAUCCAUGAGCGCUUUGAACGCUGCCUGGAUCUCUACCUGUGCCCACGUCAGCGCAAGAUGAGGGUAAAUGUGGACCCUGAAGACCUCAUCCCCAAACUGCCUCGCCCACGAGACCUGCAGCCUUUCCCCACAUGCCAGGCCCUGGUCUACAGGGGUCACAGUGAUCUCGUCCGCUGCCUGAGCGUCUCCCCAGGGGGCCAGUGGCUUGCUUCAGGCUCAGAUGAUGGCUCGGUGAGGCUCUGGGAGGUGGCCACUGCCCGCUGCAUGAAAACUGUGCCUGUGGGGGGUGUGGUGAAGAGUGUUUCAUGGAACCCCCACCCCACCAUCUGUCUGGUGGCCGUGGCUGUGGAGGAUGCAGUACUGCUGCUGAACCCAUCCCUCGGGGACCGGCUGGUGGUGGGCAGCACGGACCAGCUGCUGGGUGCCUUCACCCCACCCCAGGAGCCUACCCUGCAGCCUGCCCGCUGGCUGGAAGCCUCAGAGGAGGAGCACCAGAGGGGCUUAAGGCUGCGCAUCUGCCAUGGCAAGCCAGUGACCCAGGUGACCUGGCAUGGGCGUGGGGACUACAUGGCUGUGGUGCUGGCCACCCAGGGCCAUACCCAAGUGCUGAUCCAUCAGCUGAGCCGCCGCCUCAGCCAGAGCCCCUUCCGCCGCAGUCAUGGACAGGUGCAGUGUGUGGCCUUCCACCCUGUCCGUCCCUUUCUGCUGGUGGCCUCGCAGCGCAGUGUCCGCCUGUACCACCUGCUGCGCCAGGAGCUCACCAAGAAGCUGAUGCCCAACUGCAAGUGGGUAUCCAGCUUGGCCGUACACCCUGCAGGUGACCACAUCAUCUGCGGCAGCUACGACAGCAAGCUGGUAUGGUUCGACCUGGACCUUUCCACCAAGCCCUACAGAAUGCUGAGACACCACAAGAAGGCCCUACGGGCAGUGGCCUUCCACCCCCGGUAUCCGCUCUUCGCAUCUGGCUCUGACGACGGCAGUGUCAUCGUCUGCCACGGGAUGGUGUACAAUGACCUGCUGCAGAACCCACUGCUGGUGCCCGUGAAGGUGCUGAGGGGGCACACACUGACCUGUGACCUGGGCGUGCUGGACGUGGCUUUCCACCCCACCCAGCCAUGGGUCUUCUCCUCAGGGGCUGACGGCACCAUCCGCCUCUUCACUUAAGGUGCCUUGCCUGCUCUGGGUUCAGGCAGGUGCCCAGGACCCUCAAUAGAGAUGUUUCUCUCUCUGA